AUGAAGUUCGGCGGUAGGGCUGCAUCGGACUUGCGGCAGAAUUCAUCUAGUAAAGAGAACCAGGCCAACCAGCCGACAGCUAUACAUUGCAACACUACAAAAGCUGUUCCGCCCCUCCGAAUGCCCCCGCCGACCGCCGGCGGCAUCAAUGAGCCGCAGGAGUGUCCCUACUGCCGCAGGACAUUCUCUUGCUACUACUCCCUCAAGCGCCACUUCCAGGACAAGCAUGAGCAGUCCGACACGCUCUACGUGUGUGAGUUCUGCCACAGACGGUAUCGCACCAAGAACUCGCUCACCACCCAUAAGAGCCUGCAGCACCGGGGUUCCAGCGGCAUGCUGAAGCGCCUGCUGAAGACGUCGGCGCUGCACAGCGCGCUGGCCCCUGCGCCGCACCACCUGUUCGACCUGGCCGCCGCCGACCACGCGUCGCAGCUGCCCGGCCUCCAAUGA
Messenger RNA from Pieris macdunnoughi, 450 nucleotides. Lineage: Eukaryota; Metazoa; Arthropoda; Insecta; Lepidoptera; Pieridae. The record is from the annotation of a GenBank genome assembly.